UCAAGGUUGCGGCUGGGAUGUAACUGGAGGUCCGGCUUGGUUACCCGGAGUCUUUGCCUGCGAGCGAGCGAGCGCCGUCACUAAAUGGUGCAGCAAGGCAGUGCGCGCGUGCUAAGGCAGUGCGCGUGACGGUACAUGUGAAUUACCUGGGCUGUGUAUGUGGGCAGGAGAGCCAGUCGUACAGACGAAUAAUACGCACCAGUUCACAUCACUAACAAAUGUAGCAGCUACAGAUCCGGACAAAUUCUGAGAGGAAACGGAGACGAACAGGGGUCUGACCGGGAAAAGUAGCGCAUAUGACAGCCUCCUUGGUUUUAAACCCUCGCUGGCCAGGGGACACGGUGAUGUUUUUGUAUGACAACAACCUGGACGACCUAAACAAGAACAUGGAGGGGCUGGUGGGAAGCAGCAACUUUGCUGCAGCCACAGCGGCAAGCCAAUGCCGCAACAUUAUGGCCCACUCGGCGGCCGCGGCUGCUCUGGGCGGCCACCCAUCCGGCCUGGUGCACUCCUCAGCUGGCUACUCCACAGUGGACGUGUCCGCCUCCGGCUCCGGCGAGACCGGCGCGUCUUCGGGGAAACAGUGCACGGCCGGACCGUGUCCGGUGGCCGCCGUGCCGCACCAGAGCUCUUCCGCCGCCACUGCGUUACCGUACAGCUACUUUGGUAACGGCUACUACCCAUGCAGGAUGGGGCGGGGUUCUCUCAAGUCGUGUACCCAGGCGGCCGGUGCCGCGCUCAGCUCGCAGUACAUGGACACGACGGUGAACUCUGACGAAUACCCGAACCACCGGGCCAAGGAGUUCGCCUUUUAUCACGGCUACCCGAGCCCAUACCAGUCCAUGGCCAGCUACCUGGACGUGUCGGUGGUCCAAACGCUGGGCGCCGGGGAGCCGCGCCAUGACACCCUGCUCCCCAUGGACAGCUACCAACCCUGGGCGCUGACCAACGGCUGGGGGGGACAGAUGUACUGUUCUAAGGACCAGGGGCAGGCCGGGCACCUCUGGAAGUCCGCUCUAGCUGAUGUGGUGGCGCACCAGCACGACGGCUCGCCGUUCCGCCGUGGCCGGAAGAAGCGGAUACCGUACACCAAGGUCCAGCUCAAGGAGCUGGAAAAAGAGUACGCCGCCAACAAGUUCAUCACCAAGGACAAGAGGAGGAAGAUCUCGGCCGCGACCAACCUGUCGGAGCGGCAGAUCACCAUCUGGUUCCAGAACAGGAGGGUGAAGGAGAAGAAGUUCGUGGCCAAAGUGAAGACCAGCGCGCCGUAGCAUGUGGGUCACUUCUGUUUGGACGAGUCGGCGACUGAACUGGCUAUGUUUGACUUGUAUACAUAAAAAAAAAAAAUCAACCGAGUGAAAAGCCAAAAAAAGAGAGAGAGAAA
Molecule: messenger RNA, 1384 nt
Organism: Scophthalmus maximus (turbot)
Lineage: Eukaryota; Metazoa; Chordata; Actinopteri; Pleuronectiformes; Scophthalmidae
Gene: hoxb13a
Product: homeobox B13a
Exons: 2
Coding region: 297-1271 (324 amino acids)
Biological process (GO): regulation of transcription by RNA polymerase II
Molecular function (GO): DNA-binding transcription factor activity, RNA polymerase II-specific; RNA polymerase II cis-regulatory region sequence-specific DNA binding
Source: RefSeq, a predicted model, not a curated record